GCCGCCCGGUUAUUGAAUCAUAUGGAUGAACCCGAACCGUAACCUUAACGAAGGAUGCCUUUGAAAAUGGCGACUCGAUCCUUCUCCAACUGAAACAGAGAACGCAGUUCCAAAGCAGCCAGCUUGAACCCCAGUGAAGGCUGCGCGCCGCCUUCCGACGCAUCUCGCCGCCUGACGGAGGCUGGAAGCCGCCGGCGCCUGAUAUUUCUCUCCAUUCCCCAUUCUCACCCGCAGAUCUAAGCUCUUACGGAUCAUGGGGAAGGAAAGUGAGGCAUCGGCCAUGGAAAUUGACGCUCCAAAAUCACAUGCUUCAGAUCAAAUCAACCCUAAGUUCUCAAUCAAUGUUUUGCAGCUCUUGAAAUCUGCUCAGAUGCAGCACGGAUUACGCCACGGGGAUUAUACUCGAUAUCGGAGGUAUUGCACCGCUCGAUUAAGGCGGCUGUAUAAAUCAUUGAAAUUUACCCAUGGUCGGGGUAAAUAUACUCGACGGGCCAUCACUGAAGCCACCGUCACCGAAGUGAGGUUUCUCCAUCUAGUUCUUUACACAGCAGAAAGGGCUUGGAGCCAUGCCAUGGAGAAAAAACAGCUACAAGAUGGUCCAAAUGCACACCAACGCAUCUACUUAAUUGGUAGGCUGAGGAAGGCAGUAAAAUGGGCUACUUUAUUUUCACAGCUGUGUUCAAUCAAAGGAGAUUCUAGAACAUCUUUAGAAGCUGAGGCCUAUGCCUCUUACAUGAAAGGGACUCUGUUGUUUGAACAAGAUCGGAAUUGGGAUACUGCAUUAAUGAAUUUCAAGAGUGCCAGGGCCGUUUAUGAGGAACUUCGGAAAUAUGGAGAUGUGGAGAAUCAAGUUUUGUGCCGUGAGCGUGUUGAGGAGUUAGAACCAAGUAUCCGGUAUUGCCUGCAUAAAAUUGGCGAGUCAAACUUACAAACUUCUGAUCUAUUACAUAUUGGUGAAAUGGAAACACCUGCGCUGGACCUUUUCAAGGCUAAACUGGAGGCUGUGAUGGCAGAGGCAAGGUCUCAACAGGCUGCGUCUAUGACAGAGUUUCACUGGCUUGGUCAUAGAUUUCCUAUUUCCAAUGCAAAAACUCGGGUUUCUAUUUUGAAAGCUCAGGAACUUGAGAAAGAUCUGAAUGGUCCGGCAUUGGACUCACUUCCAGCAGAGAAAAGACUUGCCAUUUUUGAUAAGAUUUUUAUUGCAUAUGAUGAGGCCAAGAGCUGCAUUCGCAACGAUUUGGUCACCGCAGGUGAUGCUGAAAAUGUGAAAGAUAAUUUAUAUGGCCUUGACAAAGCUGUAAGUGCUGUCAAAGGACAACGCACCAUUGAGAGGAACCAAUUGUUGGUCAGCAUUCAGAAGCAGAAAGUUGCUAAACCUGAGGAGCUGGUUCGCUUAUAUGAUCUUUUAUUACAGAGUACAGCUGAUCUAUCUGAUUUAGUUACUUCUGGAAGAGAUAGAAAACCAGAAGAAGUGGCAUUUGCUGAAGAGUGUGCUGGGAAAAGUUUGGCUUUCCGAGCGGAGAGGUGCUUCUACUUAGCCAAAUCAUACAGUAUGGUUGGAAAGAGGGCAGAAGCAUAUGCACUAUAUUGUCGCGCUCGUUCCCUCGCUGAUGAUGCCCUACAAAAAAUGCCAAAUUCAGAUAAUUCUGAUCAGGUAAUGAUUAAGGAGUUGAAGAUGUUACGUGAUAACUCAAGAUCCAACAGUUGUAUAGAACAUGCCAAUGGGGUUUUGGAAGAGGAGAAGGCACCAGAGAAUCUGUCCAAAAAAAUUUCUACUAUAUCAUUGACUGGAGCUAACAAGAAGCCGGAUAUAUUCCUUACUGAGAAACUGGACGUGUACGAGUCUGCAGUUGGUGAUUCAAAUGCAAAGGCUGCUCCACACAUUGAACCCUUCCCUCCAGCAUUCCAAAAAAUCCCACGCAAUCCAAUUGUUCUUGACCUUGCCUAUAAUUUUGUUGAGUUCCCAUCUCUUGAUAACAGAAUGAAGAAAGACAAGAAGGGCUUCAUAAGUCGGUUAUGGCGAUGAGCACCAUUUAAGCAGUCAUAGAUAUAAUUGGUUUUCACUCCAUGUUCAAAAUUUGAGGGAUUUUGUGGUCCCUCUUAAGGCCUUGUAUUUACAAUUUCUUAAUCUGUUUUAUAAAUUUUGGUGUUCUCUGUGAGAUGACUAGGUUUGGAUUGACAAUAAUUUAGUUGUAAAAUUUUUGUGCGAUUUAAAUUUAAAGAUUGAACAAAGAAGUUGGCAUGGGACUGCAAUAAUUUCUCCCCCAA
Messenger RNA from Malania oleifera, 2268 nucleotides. RefSeq lists its product as uncharacterized. NCBI's taxonomy places the organism in Eukaryota, Viridiplantae, Streptophyta, Magnoliopsida, Santalales, Ximeniaceae. Bases 254 to 2026 code for a protein of 590 amino acids. The transcript has 13 exons. Gene Ontology annotation, cellular component: signal recognition particle, endoplasmic reticulum targeting. Gene Ontology annotation, molecular function: endoplasmic reticulum signal sequence receptor activity; 7S RNA binding; signal recognition particle binding. The record is from RefSeq and is a predicted model, not a curated record. Gene Ontology annotation, biological process: SRP-dependent cotranslational protein targeting to membrane.